AUGUCCGUCACACUGAGGUCAGCUAGCCUUAUGCGCGGCAGUGGUGCGCUGCGCACAAACCUGGUCGUCCGACCGCGUUUGACCGGAGCGUUGGCUGCGAACACCGCCGCAAACCUCCGCCUCAACGGCAGAGGACUGCCAUCCCACAUCUCGGCCCUUGCGAUCCUCGUCCCCCACCAGCGCGGCUAUGCCACCGAGUCAUCCUCUUCCACAUCCUCUUCCUCUGACCCUCUCCCUCCCCCCGGCUUCAAUGCCGAACAAGCCAAGAAGCCGCUCGCUGCGGAGCAGCAGCAGCAGCCCGCCAAACAGGUGGUUCCUGCGUCCGAACAGUCCGUCAAGGCCCCCGCUAAGACAUCCGGCACGGAAAUCUCGAAUGAAUUGACGACGGCCAAGAGCACGGAUGCCGACAAGAAGACCGAUGAGAAGAAGGAGACGAAGAAGUUGACGCUCGGCCAGAAGAUCAAGAAGGAAGCCCAGCACUACUGGGACGGUACGAAGCUUUUGGCCACUGAGGUCAAGAUCAGUUCUCGCCUUGCGCUGAAGAUGGCUGCGGGAUACGAACUCAGCCGGAGAGAGCAUCGCCAGCUUCGCAGAACGGUGUCCGAUCUGGGACGUCUGGUUCCAUUCUCCAUGUUCGUCAUCAUCCCCUUCGCCGAACUGCUGCUUCCGGUCGCCCUGAAGCUCUUCCCCAACAUGCUGCCCAGCACCUACGAGGGCCAGAAGGGCCGCGAGAAGAAGGCGUUGAAGCUCAGCUCCACCCGGAAGGAGGUCUCGGGCUUCCUGAAGGACACGCUGCGGGAAUCGGGUCUCCCCGUGACGGCGGCGACGGUGAAGAACGAAGAGUUCACCGAGUUCUUCAAGAAGAUCCGGACCACGGGCGAGUCGCCGACGCCGGAGGACGUGAUCAAGGUGUGCAAGAUCUUCAAGGACGACCUGACGCUGGACAACCUGUCGCGGCCGCAGCUGGUGGGCAUCUGCAAGUACAUGAACCUCAACUCGUUCGGCACGGACGCGAUGCUCCGGUACACGAUCCGCCACCGCAUGCGCCAGAUCAAGCGCGACGACCGGGCCAUCUUCUACGAGGGCGUGGAGUCGCUGUCCGUGCCUGAGCUGCAGAUGGCGUGCGCCUCCCGCGGCAUCCGCACGCACGGGGUCUCCCCGGCCCGCCUGCGCGAGGACCUCUCCGUCUGGCUGGACCUGCGUCUGAAGCAGGGGGUCCCCUCCACGCUCCUGGUGCUGAGCAACGCCUACGUCUACGCCCAGGGCGGUAAGGAGGCCGAGAUGUCCACCCAGAUCGAGGCCCUGCAGUCCGUCCUGUCGAGCAUCCCCGAGGAGCUCUUCCACGAGAUCGAGCUCGAGGUCCACAACGCCGAGGGUGCCGCCACCAACAAGCAGCGCCUGGAGGUCAUCAAGGAGCAGCAGGAGCUCAUCGAGGAGGAGAACAGCCAGAACAGCGAGAACGAGGAGAAGGGCGUCUCCGCGCCCCAGGAUAUCGAGGAUAUCGACGACGACAAGGAUGAAGUCAAGUACCGCUCGCGCUCGCAGGCCUCCGAGGCCUCCGAGGCCGUCAAGGAGGGCGACCGCGUCGAGGAGAGCCCUGCCCAGGAAGCCGCUGCCGCUGCCAAGGAGGAGAAGAAAUAGAAGGCUGUAACUCGAUGCCGAAUUGCCUCUGGAUCUUUUUUUUUUCUCUGUGUGUGGGCGUUGCUUUCGAAAUUUGAUGACCCUCUGUGACAUAUAGACAUAUUACUCUACUUUUCUUUUCUACUCUUGUGUUAGUUAGUGCUUAUAUGAUAG
Aspergillus aculeatinus CBS 121060 is the source of this 1794-nucleotide messenger RNA. Its product is annotated as MRS7 family protein. Gene Ontology annotation, molecular function: ribosome binding. Gene Ontology annotation, biological process: intracellular monoatomic cation homeostasis. NCBI's taxonomy places the organism in Eukaryota, Fungi, Ascomycota, Eurotiomycetes, Eurotiales, Aspergillaceae. Gene Ontology annotation, cellular component: mitochondrial inner membrane. The transcript has 3 exons. The record is from RefSeq and is a predicted model, not a curated record. Bases 1 to 1641 code for a protein of 546 amino acids.